AUGGUGUCGACAAGCGUGAAUCCGGAGGUAAAAGCAGAAACGGAGGACUCCGCCACAGUCCGCGCGGCGGCGGCACCGUCACCAUUGAAGGGAAAGAGGAUGCCGCCGGAGAUGAAUAAAGUUACCGCCGUGAGAGCGCCAUCGGUAACUCCACUACUCUCAGUUCUUUUUAUGGAGGUGGAGCAACUCGCGAAUGCUGUUAGGGAGCCCUCUACCCUUCUUACAGAUACGACGGAUAAAUUGAUACAAAUGCGAGCCCUACUGAAGACGAUGAUGGAUAGUCUGCGGAAUUGUCGUCACUGCAUACGAAGGGGACAAGCGCUUUCUCGUCUUCCUCGUCUUGUGGUCACCGGGCCUUCACAAUCUGGGAAAAGCACACUCAUUGAUUUUAUCCUUCAACGACGCCACGCCCAGACGAAAUUGGAUUCUGGAGCCACCGCUGUCUCUAAGGCUGAGGAGUGCGAUAAGAGUGAACAUUCAUUAAGGAAGAUUCUAUCUCCACGUCCGAUGAAUUCUUCUUCUACCUCCCUUGAAAGUCACAGCGUAAAUCGAAUUAGUGAUUGCAGCACCAGUUUUUCCAAGUUAGGAGGCUUGCCGUGCCAAAAGCCAAAUGGGAUGAAUGGCAUGGAUGAGCACGAGGAAUUAGAGGGUAUUCUUUGUUCAUCAACAUCCAACGCAAGUAUAUUUGUGCCAUCGGAGCGCGGCAAUAAACCAGACACCAACCACAAUGUUGAAGAUGCUGCGCAGCACGAGGUAUAUAACCUACCUUUCCUGAACGAACGUUCCCGUUGGCGAUAUGGUCGUGGGAACGAUGGGGCAAGAAUUAGGCAGCCCCUCAGAGUUGUGAAGUUGGCAUCAAUUUCUGGACGUCGUAUGUCGAAGUCCGCGGGGAGUGACGUUGUCACUGGCAUGGAUAAGAAUUCGCCCCAUGGUAGCAUGGUGGUGAUAUCUGGUAGGUUUGAUAUUACCAUUGUUGAUCGGAUUCGAAGGAAAAAAGGGGAUGCUGCGCAUUUGCUACGAGAGGGGGAGAAGAAGUUGUGCGAUCAGGCUAAUGGUAUUCAUUCACUAACAACCAAUAGCGGUGUUUCUGGUUCCAGGCAAACGAACGCGCCGUCCGCAUCUGCAGGUUCCGUGGGAGCGGGUGUGAGAUUAUUCAACCCGUGUCGAGCACCGUUCUGGCUGUUGCAGGAAAAUGUGGGCGGCGGUGUGCGGUGGGAAGGCGAGGGGACGACAGCCGUUCAAUUGUCCGACUCUCUGUGUGCCGAGGCGUUUUUUUUUACUCUUCCCUGCGAAGUGGUUGGCACGCACCGAAUGGUGGCCAUCAUGAAUGAAUUCUUUGAACCCUUUGCUACUCUCACUGAGGGAGAUCGAUGCAAAGACGGUGGCGGUGAAAAUGUCACCUCACCUUCCAAUCAGCAGCAGCGACAUUGUUCGCAGGAAAAGAAGGGUUGUGCUCAUGAUGAGAAAGGGGAUGAUUAUCAAAGUAUUUGUCAGCUUAUCUCUGACAUAACAUUUUAUGUGUUAACCUUUUCGGACGCCAUAGUGUUGCGUUCUGAAGGGGUGCAGACGACAGAUAAGCAACUUGUCAAUCGAUCACCACCGAUGGCGAAUAGUCUACCGGAACUUGUCGCAAUGUUCCAAAGGGAAAUGUUACGACUCUUUGACAUCCAUGUGGAUAGUUGGCAGGUCAUCCCUUUUAGUGGUCCUAUGAGUCGGGUUACAAGGGAUGUCCUCACAGAGAUUUACGAGGCACGGUUGGCGAGGAUGGAUUUAUUGGACGCAGAUGAUGGUCCCCCACCGACGUUUUCCGCACUUGAGCCACUAUUUUCACUGAACGUCUCUACUUUGUUCCCAAUAACAUCGGGGGUAGUGAACACAGAGGGUAAAUUGCAGGUAGCGAUAACGGAAUUUUGUGAUGUGAUGUAUGGACAACGAUUUAAAGAGAGCAGAGGCAGUUUUUCGCACGGACAAAUGGAAGAGCUUGUGUUGCAACACGCCCUCAGAGACGUGUGGAAAGACUCUGGGGCAUGCCAACUGCUCCAUAUUGUACGGUGCUUUGACUGGAACUCCCCCCACCAUACUGUUUCCCAGAUCGCUCUCUCCCUUGUGAUUUGGUGCAGGCAGAUGCAUUUGGUGCUUCUACAGGCGCAGAAAAUUCUUUGGCAGCGAUUAAAAAGUCUUCAAAGUGAUUUGCAGCGAAUAAAUCGAGAUGAUGACAGGGCGAAAUCGGCAGUGCGGCAACUGAAGGAGGAGUCCAUCCCCCGGCAGAUGACCCAAAGUAUUGUGUUUAAGGUGCAAAAACAAUUCGAGGAGCUCACUAUUCGUUUUUGGUGGACUUUAGUGACAUUGCUGGACGAAGAGAAUGUACGGUAUGGGGUUUAUCGUUCUGGCAGUGCGCAGAUGUUGACAUCCACACGCAGUUGUCCAUUGCUGCUGCCGUUUUCCUCCUUAUCUAUGAAAGCACGGAAGAGACUAUGCAGGCAGUACCAUCGGUUUUUGGUUGUUUACGUGACUCAGCGUUACCAAACUCAAAUGUCACAACUGCAGUCUAUUAUUGAGGAGAAGAAUCAAAACCUUGGCGGAAACACGUUGGGUCAUGCUAAAGAGCGGUCGAUGGAUCAAGAGGAAAUACGUGAUUCGUUGGAUGCGGAUGCGUCUACGCUUCCCCCCAAUUUGGGGAGUCUGAUGGAGGAUAUGAGGCAUCAUAUACCUUUUGUUGCACAAAAUGCGCGAGAGCUGAAGCUGACAAUGAGGAAGGAGUUAUCACUAUUGCUUGCUCGUCUCAACACGGAGGUCAUCAACUACUUUAUGGCAGAGCUUGCAAAUGCCUUUCCUGCUCUUGUGAAGAUGUGUGAAGUUCAACGGAAGAUUGCGAAAGGUAAGUUGUUGCAGUUGGUGACGACUGUGAACUCUCGAGAGACGUAUGAUUCCGCUGAGCGAAGACUUCUGCGUUCGAUGUUGAGCGAAAUUCCACGUCUCCGUCUUCUUGAGAUGCGGCCGGAUCAGGAGCUGGAGGCGUUUGUAACGGGUUUGCGAAGUUCUCUUUGUCAGGAUCAGCUGGUGCUUUAUGUGAAGCACUUGGAUGACGGAUGGAAUGGGCAAUACGCGGGGUGUGCUGCAAAGACUUUAGCGUAUCUUUUGAAGGCCGACUGGGAGAGCGAUGCCCGGCAGUUACGCUCCGUAGACUACAUUCAGCCGCAGAACGCUACUUUGUUGCAGCAGCUGCGGGAAUAUCAAGACGUUUUUUGGGCCCCGAUGGAGAUGACUGAGAUGACCCCAUUGCCAUCUGACCGCGGAGGAAAUUUGGCAUGUAUCGGGCUUGGGGAUCAGCCGUCUAUAAACGGUGCCACUGGAAAAACAAAAGAGGCAGCAGGAACACACGUAGAUAACGGUUCUUCUGUAUCAAAAGAGCUUCCACAAGAGGGCGAAAAAGGUUCAUUGAUGGGAUCGAACGAUAUUCUUGUAUCCAAGAGGAAUCCUAUAGGGUUUUUUCUUGCCGUGUGGCAGGAGGUGUUUUCUUCAAUGUCUUUCCGUCCAUGGUUACUGUUACACAAUGUGCGUUAUGCCAGUCUACUAAACAAUAUAACUCUCAUUUUCCUCAGGGGGCAAGCUCGACUAGAAUCCGUAUUGAAGGAACGGAGUUGUGAGACGGAGGCAGUACUGCGGAGUGUGCGUCAUGAAAUGCAUCUUCUGGGGGUAGAGUUACCUUCUUCCUUGAAGCGCCUCAGCAGCAGGGCGAUAGCUGCUGCACAUAACAUGAAGAAACUUAAUGCAGAGACAAUUAUAAGUCUCUCUUCGUGA
Trypanosoma cruzi is the source of this 3801-nucleotide messenger RNA. RefSeq lists its product as uncharacterized. Lineage: Eukaryota; Euglenozoa; Kinetoplastea; Trypanosomatida; Trypanosomatidae. The record is from RefSeq and is a predicted model, not a curated record. Bases 1 to 3801 code for a protein of 1266 amino acids. The transcript has a single exon.